GAGCGCACAUUCUGGCAUAGGCUACCAGCAGCGCGCCCUUCACAUUGCUACACUAUAGCUCAAACUCCGCUCACUAAAGAACAUUAUAAACUUCACGUAGUGAAAUUCAGCUGAACGUCGCGUUCCUAAACACGAGGAACAAACGGAACAUCUGAUAGACCCUGAGCAGCAGUUUGAAUCAGGGUGAAGAGAGAGGAGAUCACAUCUACACUCUGCGGAUGAUUUGUUUGCGUUGUGCAUUUCUUUCCUCCAGAUGUGACGAGUGGAAUGAGCUGCUUUUACACAUUGGUGGUUUCACGGCAGCAUGGGAACUGCCGUGUCCAAGAAGAAGAAUUUAAGGAAUGAUGCCAUUUCUUCUGUUGCCGCAAAAGUUCGAGCAGCUCGAGCAUUUGGAGAGUACCUUUCUCACACGCACCCUGAGAACCGCAACGGAUCAGAUCAUUUGCUAUCUGACACCUUCAUUGGUCAAGACACAGACUCCCCAGACAUCAGCCGACUGAACAACAAUAACAGCCUCCAGCCAUACUCCCAACACACUCUUAUAGUCAAGCCCAGUCAAGAAGAGGUUCAGCCAGGCAGCCAGUCUGCGCCCCUUCCUACCAGUUCCAAGCGACGUCUCUCCAUAGAACGCAGCCUUUCUUCUGAGGACCAGCAUCAUCAAAGGCGUGGAGAGAGCUCUUUAAAGCCAGCACGCGUCUACACCAUUACUAGGGAGCGAGAUAUGCUUGGGAGCCAGGGAAGCAAGGAGAGCCUGGAGCUAGAAGUGCUGAAGAGGACCACAGACCCACCCAGAACCAACGCUCCCUCCAAUUUACGUGGCAGCCAUCAUCGAGAAAGCCACGAAUGUGGAAACAAUGGCCCUACCCACCAGCAUCACUACAGUCAUCCGCCUCUGACACAACCUUUGCAGAGCUCAGGGAGCGCCCAUAACAUCAGGGACUGGGGCUCGAGACGGAGCAGGUCAAGGGAGGAUUGCAUGCCGGAUUGUGUGGACUGCAUUCGGCCACACUGCCAGAGCCAGCGCUCUCUAGACCUUGAGACGUCACCUCAUGGUGGUGGCAAACAGCACAAGAAGCUGGAGAGGAUGUACAGUGAGGACCAUGUGUCCUCUGAGGAUCGAGAGGAUCACACGAACAGCUGGUUCCCUAAAGAGAACAUGUUCAGCUUCCAGACUGCAACCACCACCAUGCAAGCAAUAUCGGCUUUCCGUGGAAUUGCAGAGAGAAAGAGGAGGAAAAGAGAGCAAGAGGCCACCGCACUGAUGGAGAGAAACUUCCGGAAACAUCUGAGGAUGGUGGGCAGCAGGAGGGUGAAGGCCCAGACAUUUGCUGAUCGCAAAGCAAAGAGUUUCAGCAGGUCCUGGAGUGACCCCACACCCAUCAAGCCUGACUCUCUCCAUGACUCCAGAGACAGUGCAGACCUCCAGGCAUCGUCUGGCAAUCUGGAUGAAGAAGACUGUGAUGAUGUCGACUGGGAGGAAGAGAGAGAGUUGGAAAGAGCAGCCUGUGAGGGCGACGACUUCAUCCCACCCAAAAUCAUGCUCAUUUCAUCAAAAGUACCAAAGGCCGAGUACGUUCCCAACAUCAUCCGUCGGGACGACCCCUCCAUAAUCCCCAUUCUCUAUGAUCAUGAACAUGCCACCUUUGAUGAUAUACUAGAAGAGAUUGAAAAGAAACUCACUGCCUACAGAAAAGGCUGCAAAAUCUGGAACAUGCUCAUCUUUUGUCAGGGAGGUCCAGGUCAUCUCUACCUACUGAAGAACAAAGUGGCCACAUUUGCUAAAGUAGAGAAGGAGGAGGGCAUGAUACAGUUCUGGAAGAGACUCGGCAGAUUCAUGAGUUUAUUAAAUCCUGAGCCCAACCUCAUCCAUAUUAUGGGCUGCUAUGUGCUCGGCAAUGCUAACGGAGAAAAGCUUUUUCAAAACCUCAAGAAACUGAUGAAACCUCAUGUCAUUGAGUUUAAGUCUCCUCUGGAACUGUCAGCUCAGGGUAAGGAGAUGAUCGAGAUGUACUUCGAUUUCCGCCUCUACCGCUUGUGGAAGAGCCGCCAACACUCCAAACUUCUCGACUACGAUGACCUUCUGUGACAUUGUGCCAUUGGUUUAAGCAGCCCAAGAGGCAGGUAGCUUUCUUUAAGGCCCACGCGGCAACGUUCCCUCCAGAGAGAGAGAGCCUGGGCGGAAAAGCCCUGAGGUGGAAGGAGGAAGCUGAGGCUGAGGAUGAAUAUGGCUGACAUUGAGAAGACGUUCCAGUUCUCUGCCCUCAAAUGUAACGAGGGAAAGCAGCCAUUACUGUUAGGUGCUGUGUGUUCACCCCAUCCAUUUGAGCUUUCAGCCUGAAAGAGAAACAUUCGGUUGAUAUCGGCAGGUCUUAACUUUAAGCCUGUGAGAGGUCUAGGAAAUAAUGUUCAAUGUCUUUAAUAAUUGAAAAAGCUGUGUUAAGAAGGAGGAAAAAUAAGAACAGAUUUGUUUUUUAGCAUUUUUGAGUAGCUGUUUUUGUGGUUAACUAGCAGGGACAGUGAAACAAGGCCAUUUAACAGUGAAAAAGGCCUUGAGGUUAUUGUGUUAUUCACUAUCUACAAA
Sinocyclocheilus grahami is the source of this 2581-nucleotide messenger RNA. RefSeq names its product NMDA receptor synaptonuclear signaling and neuronal migration factor-like. Gene Ontology annotation, biological process: regulation of neuronal synaptic plasticity; regulation of neuron migration. The transcript has 16 exons. The coding region runs from base 305 to 2086 and encodes 593 amino acids. The record is from RefSeq and is a predicted model, not a curated record. NCBI's taxonomy places the organism in Eukaryota, Metazoa, Chordata, Actinopteri, Cypriniformes, Cyprinidae.